AUGUCCCAUGGUGCCAUCGCCCAUAAGUCCUCCAACUUCACCGUUAUUGACUAUGAGCGCGACUACUUCAUCCUCGCCAUCCUCCACCGCUCGCGUCAGGAGAGGUGGGGCCGCUCCCGUUGUGGUCAACGCCACGAUGCCGCCACUGCCAGCAGUGGAGAGGCAGACGUCAGUCUAAAGAAGGCCGUUUCCGUCACCUCCACUGCCAUGUCGGAGAAGAUGAUCCUGAGGAGGAAUCCGAUGGGAUCUGAAUUCAUUGAUCCAAUGCUCGUGGGGUUGAUGCUGGAUGCUUUUGGACUGAAGCCCUACGAAUGGGACUACGAGAGCUAGUUGAGAAAUUUCCAGUGGUAGAAGGAGAAGUACCUUCUUUCUAUGGCGGUGUACUACCCAUAUGCGGUGGCAGAGGGGGGGUACGUGUUGGACGCCAAAAAGAUGAGCAUGGUCACUGCGGGGGCGGCGAUGGCACGACCGACGGUGUGCAAGGAGUGCGAAGGGGGAAGA
Molecule: messenger RNA, 501 nt
Organism: Elaeis guineensis (African oil palm)
Lineage: Eukaryota; Viridiplantae; Streptophyta; Magnoliopsida; Arecales; Arecaceae
Source: RefSeq, a predicted model, not a curated record